Molecule: messenger RNA, 981 nt
Organism: Oncorhynchus nerka (sockeye salmon)
Lineage: Eukaryota; Metazoa; Chordata; Actinopteri; Salmoniformes; Salmonidae
Product: synaptogyrin-1-like
Exons: 5
Coding region: 262-966 (234 amino acids)
Cellular component (GO): neuromuscular junction; synaptic vesicle membrane
Source: RefSeq, a predicted model, not a curated record
GAAAGAGAGAGAGAAAAUCACAACACAGGCAGAUAGACAGCAACAGACACGAAGCGGGGAUUUGAGAUAGGACCAAAUAGACUGAAGAGGGAGUUGGCGAUUGAGAAAGUGAGAGAGAUAGGGUCAAUACACCGGGCGAAACGGGGACAUAUUGAUUUGAUGAAUAUUGCGUCAAAAUCGGUUAGAAUAACUCUCUGUGUUCCCUGAGUGACGGGAAGGGAGAUAACACACACACGCACACACACCGUCCGGAGUCCGAAAAUGGAGGGCAUGGCAUAUGGAGCUGGGAAGGCUGGAGGUGCUUUCAACCCUAUAACGUUCUUCCAGCAGCCACACACCAUCCUCCGGAUCCUCUCUUGGUUUUUCUCUAUUGUGAUCUUUGGUUCUAUAGCCAACGAGGGUUACGUGAACCGACCGGACGAGUCCCAGGAGUUCUGUAUUUUCAACAGGAACCAGAAUGCGUGUAACUAUGGACUGUUCAUGGGAACCUUGGCCUUUCUCUGCUGUCUGGUCUUCCUGGCCCUGGAUGUCUACUUCCCACAGAUCAGCUCUGUCAAGGACCGCAAGAAGGCUGUACUGGCAGACGUAGGGGUUUCAGCAUUCUGGUCCUUCAUGUGGUUCGUGGGGUUCUGUUUCCUGACCAACCAAUGGCAGGUGGCGAAGCAGGAGGACAACCCCCUGAGGGAGGGAGGGGAUGCUGCUCGUGCUGCUAUCACCUUCGCCUUCUUCUCUAUAUUCACCUGGGCGGCCCAGUCCUUCUUCGGCUAUCAGAGGUACCAGCUGGGGGCAGACUCUGCUCUCUUCUCCCAGGACUACAUAGACCCCAGCCUGGAUGCUGAGGCGGCCGGGGACCCCUACACCUCCUUCACGGCCGGGGGGGACGAUCUGGGACAAGGAGCCCCUGUGGGGGGGUCCUCCUAUCAGGGGAUGAACGGCGAGGGGGGUGGGGGGUACCAGGAGUACUGAGGGAGGACAGUGGGG